UAGCGACAGCCCCUCAAUUCAAACAUCCCCUCCUCUAUUCUCUUCAAUUCUUUCACGAUGGCAAGUUUUCGGGUUCCAACUCUACGCAACAUUUUUUCCGGGGCAGCCCCGUACCUGCGACCAACACAACGUCGCUGGGCGCAAGUCCAUGAUAUCCGUUUCCUCGCCACAGAUCAAUCUAGUAAAAUCCUCGAGAAAUACAAAGAGAAACUCGCGCAGAAAGCAAAAGAGUACUUCCCCUUUCCAAAAUCCUACGAACUAUGAGGAAGAGUUGGAUUGCUGACUGAGAUUGUAAAUAGGGAGGGGUUACAGGAUAUAACCCAACUCCAAGAACGCUACAAAGACAAAAUCCAAGAGCUCAAAAAGAAAGCAUCAAUUCCUCUUCCAAACCUCACACCACCACCCUCUCCUCCCUUCGAUCCCUCGUCCCCAUUCCCUGCUCCCCCGCCACCUCCGAAACCCCAAGUAGCGGGCAAAACAAACGGAAUAAAAACACUGAAUUCAUACGUCGACGUCGAGAAGUCGUUAGCACUCCCAGUGAAAGAAUUAGAGACCAUCUGGCGACUUCGUCACGCUGCACAUCCACAGACUCUAUGUGCCGUCGUCCCGGUAGAAGCUUGGAAACCGAUCCAGGAGACGGCGAAGAGGUGGCCGACUUUUUUGCUUCCUUUGCCGAAGGGCGUUUUGUCGACACCGGAUACAGCGAAUACACCGGCGAGUACAGCAGCAGGUGGGAGUGCGCCGACUGAAAUUCAUAUCCUGCAAUGGUCGUUUCCGGCCCCUGAUACUGUGACGGUUAUUUUCACACAUCUUGCUGAGUUUAAAUUGAGAGGGGAGUACUCGGAGCCCCAUACCACUGUCACUUUCCAUACGGAGAUGCUGGGUGAGAAAGGGGUCGUAAUGAUGAGGGGUGAAGUGAGGGAAGGACGGGGUGUCAGUGUGGAUGAGAGUAAAUGGCUGGUUAUGUGUUUGCAGAAGUUUUACGGGGUGCAGUCCCAUGAAGGAGGGGGACGGAGGAGGCAGUUGGUGGAGAUGUUUGGGAGGGGAGAUGGGGGAUUUAGUGUUGAGGAGCUGGUGGGUGAGUGUGAGAGGGUUGUUUGAACCAAAAGGAAAAUAAGGGGGUGAGAGAGGAUAUAGGCGAUGUGUAGAUAGGAAAGGAAAGGGGCCCGAAACGGGUUCAGGUAUAAAAGAUGUAUAGAUAUAAUGACAUAAUCCUCCUUCUCAA
Hymenoscyphus albidus is the source of this 1225-nucleotide messenger RNA. The record is from the annotation of a GenBank genome assembly. NCBI's taxonomy places the organism in Eukaryota, Fungi, Ascomycota, Leotiomycetes, Helotiales, Helotiaceae.